ACAAGCACAACCCAACCCCUACAAGCACCCUCCCUCUUCUCCUACACACUUUAUAUCUAUGUACAUACACACACACACACACACACACAAAGCCCCCUGUGCUUAUCCCAUUGCAUCUCCACAUGAUGCAGCUAAGCAGCAGCCCUAAGGAACUUGCCAUUCCCAUGCUACUUCUGCUACUGGUUUCAACCCUGGUGGAGGGAGAGGGCGACCCCUCCCUUGCAAAUGCACAAAAUGCAAGGGCGAGGGAGGCCUUGCCAUCUUCUUCACAGUGGCUGGAGAAAACACUGAUGGGUCCCCGAGCCUCUGGAUGCUCGAAGAGGCCUUGGCUUUGCUACAAGAGGGCUUUGCUGGGAGAAAGAAUGGAGUGCUGCAAAAAUCGAUGCAUCGAUCUCGCUUCAGACUUCAACAACUGUGGGUUGUGUGGGGUAAGAUGCCCAUUUGGCUGGAAGUGCUGUGAGGGGUACUGCAUUGACAUUACCCUGAACCCAUUGCACUGUGGGAAAUGUGGGAACGAAUGCCCCAUUGGGGUGCUUUGCUCCUAUGGCAUGUGUGGGUAUUCUCUUGAUUAAGUAGCUAUCUCCACAGGGGUGAAGAUCUUCACAAGAACAUAUAUGCACACCAUCAUUUGAUUUUGUGUUAAUUUCUUUUGCACCCCUUUUAUUUCUUGCAACACAGCUUAUAUAUAUAUAUAUAUGCGUGUGUGUGUGUGUGUGUGUGUGUGUGUUAAUGUGUUCUAGCUGCCAUAUCUGCUGCAAGGGAAUUUGAACGUCGUUUGGUUUGUGUUGGAUGAUGCAAGUCUCCUUGUUCUCUAUCUUUAAUCAUGUGGAGCAUGCCUGCAACAGUUUUUCAAAUCUCUAUCAAAGAACAUUUUGAUUCUUUAUUGCAAGAGGAUGUCAUUGUUGUAAGGUAUUGGUAA
Molecule: messenger RNA, 919 nt
Organism: Malania oleifera
Lineage: Eukaryota; Viridiplantae; Streptophyta; Magnoliopsida; Santalales; Ximeniaceae
Product: stigma-specific STIG1-like protein 4
Exons: 1
Coding region: 123-572 (149 amino acids)
Source: RefSeq, a predicted model, not a curated record